AAGAGCAAAGAAGCCAUUAUUAGGAAGAAUAGAAAGAGUGUAUUAAAGUGUUAUUAAGGCUGCUAUAUUUGGCUGAAUCGUGAGUUGACUAGGCAGCAGCAACUGUAUGGAAGAAGGAAGGAAAAGAAAAAAAGCAAAGAAGGACAAAAAGUGUGCCAAGUUAGCUACUACCACUACCUAGGCAGGCUGCUACUGUCAUUCUACUUUCAAGUUAGUUGCCAACCAACCAGCCUUGGUGGAAGGACAUUGCUGCCAACUGUCUGCUUGCCUUGCUUUUACCUACCUAGCUACCUGCCUGGCCGUUGCUUCUCCUCGUUGCUCGAGCUUUUCCUCUCUCUUGCUCGUCUAAAGGCGCCGUCACAAUGUGGGGGAGAAAAAUUUAUAUAACUACUGUAUUAGCAGCGAAACAUUUUUAACAGGGGGUGAAAAAAGAGAAACAAAGAAGAAAGGAAAAAAGAGAGAUCGGAAUUAAUUAAAUCCAUACUCACACAUUUACACUUAUUUAUUAUUACCAGAUUGUGUUUUUGUGUUUAAUUAUGUAAACUAGCUUUGCUAAUUACUACACAUUUUCGUCAACAUAAUUGAAUCCCAUUGACACAAAUGUACAUAUAUAUACACACACAUAUAUAUUAUAUAUUUUCCUGCAUAUGCUAAAGCACACAAGCACCCAGAUCCUUUUUUUAAUACUUUGUUCUUUGAAUAUUUUCCGUCUAAAAGUAAAUUAAGCCAUUUUUCAUAUUAAAUUUAUCAAAUUUAUUAAUCUAAUGGGUUAAUUUAUUUAUAUCUAUGUACUUACGUGAAUUUUAUAUAUUUUAUCGUUUAACAUAUAUUUAUUAAUCUUCAAUAUUUAAAUAGCUAUGUAGUAAUUUAACAUGGUAAAAGCUUUUCUCUCAUGUAAGACAAUCUACAAUAUUUAUUUUAUCUAACCAUAUAAUUUUGGUUUUCGUUUAAAGACGUUGAAAUGUUUCAAUUUCGUUUCCCAUGUAAAGUGCCCCUCAUUACACUUAAUUAAGAACAAUUAUCACCUUUAUUGAUACAUAUAUAAAAAUAAUAAUUAAGCAGUAUUAUUAGAAAUAAUAGUAAAUUGGAUAACUAUUAUUAAAUUGCGAUCUCUAAGGAAUGUAAAUAUUUUCAAGCCGUUUCUUAAAUCGGAUCUAUGCAGUGGGGAGGUGCGCGGUAGCUCGGAAAAUAGGAUUGGCGCAAAAGUGAGAGAUGGACGAAGGCAGGCCAGGCGGUACGAGCACCAUGGCACCGUCGCAAGACUCGGGCACACGCCAGUUCAACUGGCAAGAUUGUUACAAGACUGCCCAGAUGGUGCCUUUAUUGGAUCUGGCCUUGGUCGGUAGCUACAACAUACGGAGGCUAGUCACCAAUCAUGCUAAUGCCAUAGGCUGCCCUUCCGAAUAUAUAUUCCUUCCCUUGCUCUCUUGCACAGCCGCUCUGAUGGGCAGAAAGACAAAAAUAAAAGUGAAUCAACUAUGGCAGGAACCACCUGUAGUUUGGACAAUGAUUGGUGCCUACCCAGGCACACGGAAAUCUGCUGCCCUCCGCCAACUUAUGACACCACUUUUAGAAAUCCAGAGAGAACUCGAAAAGCAAUGGCAUUUAUCACGUCCUACUUCCCCUGGCGCUCCACCUCACAGUGGCCCCGGACCUCAAAAAUUAAUUGCUGGGCCAAUGACUCACGAAGAUUUAUCUCAUGUACUUCGAAAGAACAGUGGACAAAUUCUGUGUUUUGCUGAAGACCUCCAUCAGUUACACAAAAUGCUAGAACUAGACCAAGAAAAUUCUAAAGGACCCGAUCAACUCUUGGUUCUCUAUGAUGGCGGUCCAAUGUUUCACGUAGAGAAUGGUGAAAUGACAACUUUAGAUUCUACCUGCUUUAAUCACACAGGUAUGGGUCACCCAAAAUAUGUCGUGGAUUUAUUUCUCAACGGUCAAACCUGGCUUAGUAGUCGCUAUUUAGUAGCUUGCCCUCACAAUCCCAACUUUUCAACCAUCUGGAAUUCGAUUCCUCUCACUACCGACACACCUCCUAUGAAAACUAUUUUUCAAACACUUCAUACAUAUCAUCAACAAAACCGAGAAUAUGUUUUCUCGACAGAAGCCUGGAAAGAUCUGUGCCGUGUGCACGACGAAGAGUGGGCAAGCAUGGUUAGUCAACUGGAUCACGAUGAACGUCGUCGAAGCGCCAUUGAGAAGUCUCUUGGUCAGAUUGUACGUAUGGCAGGUGUGCUGAAGGCCUUAAUGAACGCUUGCGAGUUUACGAUGCAGGCUACAAAUCCAGCUAUUUAUGAAUGGGAUUUGGUUAUCGACAGUGAAACUCUACACAAAGCCAUUGAACUAAGCAAAUAUUUCAUGGAGCAAAAACUUGCAUUGAUGUUGGUGUCUGGAAUGUCUCUUGGUCUUCAGCCUUCUGUCAAUGUUUCCGCUGCUGCAGCUGCCUUGCAACAACAACAACAGUACUGUGCACAAGCUGCACACUCCGCAUCGCAGGCAGCUGCAGCAGCCGCUGUUGUUUCACAGCAGCAGCAACAGCAAGUCCAACAGCAAGCUCAGCAACAGUCUAACCAGCAAGUUGCAGCAGCAUCUCAACAACAACAGCAACAACAAAAUACCCACAACUCAUCUGCCGUCCUUUCUAUCCCCCCUACUCCUGCUCAAUCUACAGCCCUUGGUGUUCUCCCGUCCGGCAUACAAACGUCUCCCAGCACUCAGAACUUACCUUUGCCACCCAUUAAUAGUUUACCCAAAGAAUGGGACCAGCCUCAAGUAGUCCUUGCUGAUGAUGAUUAUGAGAUCCCUUUUAUUCCAGAAUUUUACACUAUGGACAAGGCAUCCUUUAUCACUAAUCACGGCAAACGAAUGAAGCGCUUGCUUGAGUGUUAUGAUGAUGGAACGGGUGUGUCGGCUACGACAGCUGCUCAAAAGUCCAUCGCGCCACCCGUGAAACAACAAGCCACCAAUAACCGACACCCUGUCUGGGUGUCGGUGUUGUUCUUUAAAAAGGUCUCAGAGUUUGGCGUCGGUGCUGCUGAAAGAAUUAAGCAUCCAUCAAACAAAAAAGUGUACUGGCGCUUUAAACGUAAGCAUCCUUUAGAGCUUGAUGAGAAGAACAAGCAGAUGUUGCAGUAUCUGCGAGUUGAUAUGAACCUUUACAACAAAAUUGGCUCAAAUGUCUACGAAACAUCAUCUCCAGGGCCCCCUCCUGUUGAUGUUGUUGAUAACUCAGAUGUUGUUGAUGAGAAUUCUACUGGAGGGUCAAGCUCGGCAUUUGAUCCAAGCUUCAGUGUUAAGCAAGAACUUGUACAGCUCAACUGAGGACACACGUUACCGGUUCCGGCCUUGAACUGAUUUUAAAAUAUCUGAAUUUUAAUCUGUUUCCCAGUUGAUUUUGUUGUAAAGUGUGUGAGACUGUGUAAGGUAACACAGUGAGAGAGAAAGAGAGAGAGAAUGCGAGCGAGAGAGAGAGAGAGAGAGAAACGGAGGGCGAGGUUAAGUGGAGUGAAAAAGGUCAAUUUUAUUUAUAAAUUUUGCUAAUUCUUUGGAUUUUGUACAGAUAAAAUUGAAUUUUUCUGCAAGUAACAUGGUAUUUGUUGAGAAAAUACAGCUCAAUAAAAAAGUAUAAAAUGAAAUUUAAAAAA
Molecule: messenger RNA, 3644 nt
Organism: Octopus sinensis (East Asian common octopus)
Lineage: Eukaryota; Metazoa; Mollusca; Cephalopoda; Octopoda; Octopodidae
Exons: 2
Coding region: 1213-3321 (702 amino acids)
Source: RefSeq, a predicted model, not a curated record